CUCGUGACGUAGGCGCGCAUGUGACCGCAGCCGCUCAAUCCCUCUGUUCGUUACAGAGCCCUGUUCGUUUGUAAGGAGCUCUAGUGAGGGGUCUGAGGCAAGGGCCCGUACGCGGUCUCCGGGGCCCCGGGUGAGGUGCCAGCGCAAGGUGUUUCCUGCACUGUUCUGGACAAGUGGCAAGUGCAGACGUCUGUACUGCCCUUGUGCCCGGCUUCAGCAGGUGCGGGGGAUGUCAGGAACAGUGGGAGAACAUGGUGGCACAAAACUCAGAACAUAGUACCCCGGGGUUUAAAGAAGAAUGGAACCCAGUUCGGCCAAGCCAAAAGUUCCAGAAUUCCUUGCCAAUUUAGGAAAAGCCACCCUGCGAGGAAUUCGAAAAUGCCCCCGCUGUGGUACAUACAACGGCACCCGAGGCCUGAGUUGCAAGAACAAGAGCUGUGGUGUGGUGUUUCGCUUUGGGAAUCGCAAACAACCCAGUAAGGCUGCAGUCAAGCUUCAUUCCGGGUCCGAUGUGCAGAUAUUCUCUGUCAGGCAGAGGGACAGGGGACAUGACCACAGAUGUUUGGUGGUCUUGGGUCUCUCAGAGACCACUAUCCAGACUGAAGAAGGUACAAUUAUAACCCAGAUAAGCUCAGGUCGCUGCUUUGCCCCAUCGUGUCUCAAGGCUGCAGCACGCGGUGUUGUAGAAAACCAGUGCCAGCAUAUCAAGUUGGCUGUGGACUGCCAGAGUGAGGCUGAGGCUUUGCCAUUAAAAAACUCAGUUCUAAAUGCCAUGCUGAUCCCGCAAGAGACCAAACAGAGCAUUUGGCAGUUAGCUAAUGAGUCACCAGGGCCAUUAGUCCAGAGGAUUACCAAGUCUAUCCUUGUGGUGCGAUGCAAAACUAGCCAGCAGCACAGCCUGGGGUUCCUUCAUGUUUCUUUCACUCAGAAGCCCAGUUUGCAGUCUGAGCCUGGGCAUGUCUUCGUGUGCUCCUGCCAGCCCCCGAAAGCAUCUAAAACACAACCUGCAAAACCUGAGCCUGAGGAAAAAUGCAUCCACUACUAUGCUUGCCUGGGGGCCUUCGCCAGCGAUGAAGCUCUAGCCAGUGAAUUUACAGAGUUUUUCUGCUUCCUGUCCAGCGAUAAGUCUCUGGUCCUCAAAGAGGAGACCGUUUUGGAGACAGAUUGCAAGAUGGAAGCAGUGGUUCAGGUACAGGAGCAGCCAGCUGCGGCUUUCAAACCCAAAAAACGUCGAAAAGAUGACACACCUGGUUCAAAUGCAGCUGUUCAGGAAUCCACUCUCACACCCCUAAGAAAAUCUUCCCCCAAAAAACAUGGAGCCACCCCGACUAUUAAGAGGCCAGGAUGCAGUCCACUUAUUGAUGAGUCUCAGGUGUCCUUGUCCUUCCAGGACUGGCUGGCCAGUGUGACAGAGAGAAUCCACCAGACCAUGCAUUACCAGUUUGAUGGUAAGCCUGAGCCACUGGUAUUUCAUAUCCCACAGUCUUUCUUUGACACUCUUCAACAGAGGAUUUCUAUGGGAAACACAAGGAAGAGGCUUCCAAAUUACACCACAACUUUUGUCCGAAAAGAUGCCCUUCCUCUGGGAACCUUUGCAAAGUACACGUGGCACAUAACCAAUAUCACACAUGUUAAACAGAUAUUUGAUACAAUACAGAUGCCACUGGAGGUUACCCGAAGUUUUGUCCAGAACCGAGAUGGUACAUAUGAGCUGUUCAAAUGCCCCAAAGUGGAAGUGGAAAGCAUUGCCGAGACAUAUGGGCGGAUAGAGAAACAGCCAAUCCGACCUUUGGAGCUGAAAACUUUCUUGAAAGUUGGCAAUACUACCGCGGACCAGAAAGAGCCCACUCCUUUCACCAUCGAAUGGAUUCCUGACAUCCUGCCUGUGUCCAAGAUAGGGGAGUUGCGCAUUAAAUUUGAGUAUGGUCACCAUCGGAAUGGUCCUCCUACUGAUUUCCACGAGCCACCCCCCAGCCUGGAGCACACUCUGGAGAUAACACCUCUCACCACUAUUACAUUUGACUGAUUUCAUCAACCUGCUCUCACAUCCCAUGUACUUUUAUACUUUGUACAAACAGCAUCCUCUGAAAGGGGGAAAGGACCUGGCAGUUAAUGGUUCCAAACAGCAGCACAAUAACUCUGCCCUUCACCCCUAAGAACCCAGAGUAUCUUUUUUUUUUUUAACACAGUGACCACACACCCAGCAGUGUUUAGUUCAGUGUUCUUGUGGUCCCUGAUUAUUUCUCCAAAACAGUAUGGAACGGUUACAGCGAAGGAGAUGAUAAGCAUUAGAGCAGGUCUUUUUUUUUUAACCUGACAUUUCAUUGAUUGGGUGUGGAAACAAGACUGGUAAAACUAACAUUCAAUUGAACUGAGUGAAAGAGACGUUGCUGUCUCAUGUACUGAUUUUAUGGUUGCCCCAAGAAGCAGGCAACACUAUUCUAUUGUAAGUGGACUGCUCUGUUCUGGGCUGGAUGUGAUUUUGAGGCCGGCACUGCUAUCACAUCCUCACUCAUACUGUUCAUUCUCUUUCCUUUCCCUGAGCUCUGGGGGUGGCUGUUAUUAUAUGUCUCCCUAAUAAGUGUGUAUUAAACCCUCUUCUCCUGUGGUGUUAAAGAGAGACUUUGUGGUGGCAGUUCUAAAGCCAAGCUGCCAGUUUUGAUGCUUGUAAUGAUAUAGGAAGGGAAAGUGAGCUCAUGCUAAAAGCCAAACCAGUGAAAGAGCAAAAGUGACCUUCCAGACAGUGGACAUGAGGGACUACAUAGGUGGCUCCACCAGCUUAUUCGGCUAUAAAGGAGACAUGCUGCUUCACUGCUGCCAUUCAGAGCACAUCUGCACAGGAUCAUUUCUCUAGUUUUUAUUGGUAUUUAAUUUUUUAUUAUCACAGACAUUGCUCUGUUUCUCCUCUCUUACUGCUACUGGUACAUAAGUCUGUGUUUUAAGAAAAAAAAGCUUGUCAGCCCAGCUGUGAACAAUUGGAUCCCUCAGUCUGGGCCUCAGGCAUUGGUGCUGAGAUGAAGAUGAGUAAGGGGAUAUUUAUAUAAAAAAAACGCUCACAAGCUGUAAUGUAAGUGUAAGAUAUUUACUCUCUACAAUUGAGUCUCUCCUUCCCCCUGUUCAAUUGCUAUGGUAGAGCUAUUAUACCCGGAGUAAAAAAUUGCAUAUGAAAGCCUGUGACAGCAAGAAGUGAAGGGUGACGUGCGCCUUUGGGAUUUUUACAUCACACUUUGCUUCAGUAAUGAUCUCUGUAAAGAGCUGAAUUGGUUGUUUGAGGAUUUAUUAAUUACCCCUGAGCUAAAGCAAAAAAAAAUAUUCUUUGCUUGCAGUAAUAAUAGCAGUUAAGAUGGGAAUGAUAAAGGGCUUGGUGCAAUUUUUCUGAAAUGUGUAUAUUAGGUGGCCAGCAACUCCCUUUAGGUCACAGAAUAGUAACUCAGUAUCACAUACUGUAUAACAUUUAGAAAAUGUUGCCUUAUCCCAUGUGAUGGGUAGUGUUAAAGUUGACAUAUGUGGACUGAUAAAUGCUGAUGACUUGGCCUCUCCGGACUGAGUUUGUAGCAUAUUGGCCUGUGUAUGGGGCUUUCCUUUUGGCCUGGCUGCCUACUAUCUGGCUAAACAUCUAUCAGGCAGGUUGGAAACCCCAUCUGUUGGUGCAUUGAUAUAGUCCUCUUCUAAUGGGUUUCCUAGGCCCCCAUUAUGAGCUGAGCUUUGGCCCAGGGCCAAACUAUUGUAUCAUACUAACUCGGCCCAGCAUGUUGAUUGGUAGACUGGGCAAAGAUCUGACGUUCUCGGGCAAACAAGCAAAUCUUAUAAUGUAUGCCCUCCUCAGUUUGGGGUUCCUUGUUUUAUAUAAAGGCACUUGCUGUCUUGCAGGUUAUAUGUCUCCAGGAUAAUACCUGAUAAGAGACAUGUAGGAUGAGAUCACAAUACUAUUAAUACAAGAUAUUAUAAUACAAUCUUUCUAAUAACAUAGUAAAUGAGGUUGAAAAAACCACCUGUCCAUAAAGUUCAACCUAUUUGCCUACACAAAACCUGUCUGACCACUAGGAUACUGGUAUCAGAACGGAUGGUGUGCAAGAUGCAUCAAUAAAGUCUAACCUUCUGCCAAAGCUGCUGCACAGACAGCUAUCAGAUUGCACUGCUACUUUUAAGGAAGGUUCAUUGGGAUGUAUGGAGAAUGCUAAUGUCUAUGAAUUGCCCAUUGGCCAAACACUGACAUCCACUGUGCCACAAUGAUUGUAAAGGUUCUGUCUUUGUAGCCACGAGUGUAUCUCCUGAUCUUUGACACAAUAAGGUAGAACAGGGCUCACUAUAGACCAGUAACAAAGUUCCAACGCUCACAUUGGGGGAUACAAAUGAUUCAGUGUCACGUGCCAUAAAAAUGCAGCCAUUUCUAUAAUUGUUUUUACUCCAUAUCCUCAACUGGACAGCUUGCAUUGGGAUUGUGAUCCAGAUAUUGUAGCGCAUCUAAAGCUGCAUUAUCCCAAGCAAGGAAGUGGUGAGUGUUAGCCAUUUGCUUUUAUGUUUUGCUGGAUGAAUUAUUUUUUAACUCCUGCCAUAGGCUUUUGCAUGUAUUUCAGUGAUACUGAAUAGAAAGGAACCUUUGGUAUGGAACAGACAAUGGCAAUUCCAAGACUAACUGCCUGCAUUAUUUUUUGUUGUUUUUUUGUUUAUUUAAGAUACAAACAUUUACAUUUUAGCUGAACUUCCCCUUGCUUGUAUUUUGCACAUUUAUUACAAGAGAUGAACUUUAGAUCUAUGUACAUUUUCUUUAGCAGCUGCUCAUUACUGUAACUGUUGUCUUUUUAUAUGUAAAUGUCUGUUGUAAUCUAAUACCAUUACGCCUUGUCCAUGUUGGCCAAUCAGAGCUUGCUGAGGAUGGAGUGCAGUUUCAGGCUCCAGCUCCCAGAAAGAAGAGUGCCCACAUAGUGGUAAUCAAUUACUAAAAAUGGGGAAUCAUUUAAUGGCAAAUGUCUUUCCAGACACAGUGAGAGUAGUAGGGCCAGUAUUGUCAUGUAUUUCCUCCAGUGUUACAGCUGCACCUACAGACUACACAGGGAAAAUGUUCUACCUGAGGUGAGAGGAGGCCACAUUUGAGCCCUUUACUAAAGGUGGCCAUACACACUAAGAUCCAUUCGCUUGACGAGGUUACCAAGCAAGCGGAUUUUCUCCCUGGGGCCAAACAAUCAAUUUAGAACGACGGGUACAGGCGUCCGUCAGUUUGGGGACCGCAUCAAUAAGCUGAUCCAAUCCGACUAAUUUUCAAACCUGCCUUAUUGAGAUCUGGCUGAUUUCAGGCCCAUCGUUGGUGCCCAUACACUGGCCGAUAAGCUGCCGGAUCGGUCUAAGGGACCAAUAUCGGCAGCUAGAAUCGGCCCGUGUAUGGCCAACUUUACUGCCUGCCCUUUGGUAGAUGCUAAGGACAGGGCUGCCUUGCACCACCCACAGCUAUAGAUAUUUUUAUCUGGUAUGAGGUGCAGAGCUCAGCAAGACUGUGGUGUUGUGCUUCUGUCUUGGUUUUAAGUAAAUGACCUCCCAUUCGCAAAAAACAUUAAAUAAUGGGACCAAGUUUCCAUAGUCUGCUCUCUGCCACCUGUCCUGAAUGGCCUAUAAAGCUAAAAAAAGCAAAAAUCCCCCAGUUAGCAUUAGUGCUUUAUAGAUCACAUUUUAGUUAAAUAUACUGUAUAUAUAUAUAUAUAUAUAUAUAUAUAUAUAUAUAUAUAUAUAUAUAUAUAUAUAAAUAAUACUGGAUCACUUCUGAGCUAUGAAUGUGAAUGAGAUGUCACCGGCUUCAAGGCCAAGCAUUUGAUGUCACCUCUUGCCUAAAGGUGCUUAUAAACCUCUUUUCUCCACCGCUGCUGCAUUCCAUCUCCACUUGCCUAUUGUGGCAUCGCUCCAUGAUUCCCCAUUGAAGUCCAUUCUCAUAUGGUGCCAUUCAUUUCAAUCUUUUUAGGUACAUUUCGCCUGGGUUUGUCUGUUCCCAACGCUGCGCUUUAGUGGAGUUGGACUCCCUCAUGGCUGCAGGUCAUGAUGCCAGUUUCCAACUUGUUUCUAAUUAUUGUUGGUUAAUAAAGAAUAACCAUUUAUUGA
This is a messenger RNA of Xenopus tropicalis (tropical clawed frog), 6087 nucleotides long. RefSeq names its product chromosome 3 C2orf42 homolog (gene c3h2orf42). NCBI's taxonomy places the organism in Eukaryota, Metazoa, Chordata, Amphibia, Anura, Pipidae. The record is from RefSeq and is a predicted model, not a curated record. The transcript is spliced from 10 exons. Bases 299 to 2026 code for a protein of 575 amino acids.